Budorcas taxicolor (takin) is the source of this 1702-nucleotide messenger RNA. RefSeq names its product SET and MYND domain containing 2 (gene SMYD2). Lineage: Eukaryota; Metazoa; Chordata; Mammalia; Artiodactyla; Bovidae. The transcript has 12 exons. The record is from RefSeq and is a predicted model, not a curated record. Gene Ontology annotation, molecular function: histone methyltransferase activity; protein-lysine N-methyltransferase activity; protein binding. Gene Ontology annotation, cellular component: nucleus. Bases 45 to 1346 code for a protein of 433 amino acids.
CAGCCGCGGCGCUCCCCCCCCACCGCGCCAGCCCGGGCACCGGGAUGAGGGCCGAGGGCGACGGCGGGCUGGAGCGCUUCUGCAGCCCGGGCAAGGGCCGGGGUCUGCGGGCCCUGCAGCCCUUCCAGGUGGGGGACCUGCUCUUCUCCUGCCCGGCCUACGCCUACGUGCUCACGGUCAGCGAGCGCGGCAACCACUGCGAGUUCUGCUUCGCCAGGAAAGAAGGCUUGUCCAAAUGUGGAAGAUGCAAGCAGGCAUUUUACUGCAAUGUGGAGUGUCAGAGAGAAGAUUGGCCCAUGCACAAGCUGGAAUGUUCUCCCAUGGUUGUUUUUGGGGAAAACUGGAAUCCCUCCGAGACUGUAAGGUUGACAGCAAGGAUUCUGGCCAAACAGAAAAUCCACCCAGAGAGAACACCUUCAGAGAAAUUGUUAGCCGUGAAGGAGUUUGAGUCACAUCUGGAUAAAUUAGACAAUGAGAAGAGGGAUUUGAUUCAGAGUGACAUAGCUGCUCUCCAUCACUUUUACUCCAAGCACCUUGAGUUCCCCGACAACGAUAGCCUAGUAGUGCUCUUUGCCCAGGUUAACUGUAAUGGCUUCACAAUCGAAGAUGAAGAACUUUCUCAUUUGGGAUCAGCAAUAUUUCCUGAUGUUGCACUGAUGAAUCAUAGUUGUUGCCCCAAUGUCAUUGUGACCUACAAGGGGACCCUGGCCGAAGUCAGAGCUGUGCAGGAAAUCCACCCGGGCGAGGAGGUUUUUACCAGCUACAUUGACCUCCUGUACCCAACGGAAGAUAGGAAUGACCGGUUAAGAGAUUCUUAUUUCUUCACCUGUGAAUGCCAGGAGUGUACCACCAAAGACAAGGAUAAGGCCAAGGUGGAAAUUCGGAAGCUGAACGACCCCCCGAAGGCAGAAACCAUCCGCGACAUGGUCAGAUACGCACGCAAUGUCAUUGAGGAGUUCCGGCGAGCCAAGCACUACAAAUCCCCUAGUGAGCUGCUGGAGAUCUGCGAGCUCAGCCAGGAGAAGAUGAGCUGCGUGUUCGAGGACACUAACGUGUACAUGCUGCACAUGAUGUACCAGGCCAUGGGCGUCUGCUUGUACAUGCAGGACUGGGAGGGAGCCCUGCGGUACGGGCAGAAAAUCAUCCAGCCCUACAGUAAGCACUACCCUCUGUACUCCCUCAAUGUGGCCUCCAUGUGGCUGAAGCUAGGAAGACUGUACAUGGGCCUGGAGAACAAAGCGGCUGGGGAGAGAGCCCUGAAGAAGGCCAUCGCCAUCAUGGAAGUAGCUCAUGGCAAAGACCAUCCGUACAUUUCUGAGAUCAAACAGGAAAUUGAAAGCCACUGAAACUAUGCCGACAUUUUAGUUUUUAUUUAAAUCCUAGUGCAGAAACCUUCAAGGAGUUGACUAUUUCAGAUCAUUGACGUCACGCCAGCAUUUCUGUAAACUCACUGAAUGAAAACAUGACUUGCACUUAAACCUUGCACAUGGACAUUGAUCUUAAUCUUUGACCUAAAAUAUCAAAUUCAGUUUUGAAUUCUUCCCCCCCCCACCACCCCAAGAGAUAAUGGCAUGGUUUCAUAUAUUAUACUUUGGACAGAUUGUGUCCGAAGAUUUAAAACUGUAGUUAUUUUUCCCUUCACGACUACUGUAAUGUCCUGAGCAAACAUGAAUGAUGAAAGAGAAUAAAAAACAUAAUAGGA